Colossoma macropomum (tambaqui) is the source of this 20894-nucleotide messenger RNA. RefSeq names its product AHNAK nucleoprotein (gene ahnak). Bases 301 to 20073 code for a protein of 6590 amino acids. Gene Ontology annotation, cellular component: costamere; nucleus; cytoplasm. Gene Ontology annotation, biological process: regulation of RNA splicing. The transcript is spliced from 5 exons. Gene Ontology annotation, molecular function: protein binding. The record is from RefSeq and is a predicted model, not a curated record. NCBI's taxonomy places the organism in Eukaryota, Metazoa, Chordata, Actinopteri, Characiformes, Serrasalmidae.
CAUUCUCCAUAGCCCCAAGUUACGACCGCACAGCGAAAAAGUGAGAGGGAGAGAGAGAGCAGAAGUCAGAAAGGCUUUCAAGCCUUGUGAGAAAAAAGAGAGAGAGAGAGAAAGUAAGUUCUCAAAGAACAAGUUUCAGACAGCAGUGGGGGAGAAAACUUUUCGGGGGCUGUGGCAGAAAAGACGUGGCCGGCUGAGGAUGCUCAUGCCGAGGUGUUAAAGUUUUGGAAGCAGGAUCUGCUCCAGAAAACAAAGUAACACAGGGGUGGCACGAGGUGUCACGUUGUGCCUGAGCACAAGAUGGCUGACGAAGAAGAUACAAGGGAAGUGCUCUUCCCACAGUGGAUGGGUGCUGAUAAACAUGGGCUUACAAUAGAGCAAAAAGCUCAAGGAGAGAUUUUCAUCAAAGAAGUGAAAGAAGAGUCCCCUGCUGCUCACACUGGGAGAGUGUUUGAAGGUGAUCAAAUUGUGGGUGCCACCAUUUACUUUGAGAACAUGAGCUCAGAUGAAACAGCUGAGUUACUGAAGACGCUUAACCGACACAAAGUGGGACUAAAACUACAGCACAAGACAGGAGACAAGUCACCUUGCCGGUCUCCCAUGGGCACACUGUCAUGGGAAGGACGAAGUGGAUUUGGAGGCUCUAGCCCUGACAUCAUCCUAAGUGGGGAUGAUGAGGACUACAAGAGAAUCUACACUAAGAAAAUUAAGCCCAGACUGAAGUCUGAGGACCUUGCAGAGGGAGUUGAUGUACGUACAGAACGUCACAGCAGCACCAGCAGUGACGGCAGCACUAUAACUACCAUUACUCGCCGUAUCACUACCUACACUGUGGACAUACCGGGGGCAUCUGGCCAGCAACAGAUUGAUAUUUCAAGCCCAGAGUUUAAAAUUCAUGUUUCACAACACGAGCAGCAAGAGGGGAGCUCUGCUCAGAUCAGAUUACCGCAUGGGAGCCUUAUAAACAAAGUUGGUACCCAAGAGGGUGUAGAUGUGGGGGAAGUAAGACUUAGAGAUCCAGAAGCCACUAGUUCUUCUGAGAAGCACUGGAGUACAGCACAUGUCAAAACAACAAUUACAAAAAGAGGGAUAGAGGGGAGUGGGAAGGAUCUGAAAUUUAAUUUGUCUGACACUGGACUGUCAGGGGAAAAAACACAAGGGGAACUGGGACAUUCUGGGUGGAUUCAACAUGAGAUGAGUGGAAUAAGCAAAGGUUCAGUCACCGCGGACACAGGUACAGGUAAUGUGGGUCUCUCAGGUAAAGUGGGCAUGGAGUUAGACCAAGAUGCAGGUCACGUAAGCAUUAGUGAUCAGCACUUGAAAGACAGUGGAAAAGGAUUCAGCAUCAGUGUGAACAAAGGAGAGAUCAUUACUCCACAUUUAACAGAACAUACAAUUGUUGUUUCCAAACCAGAUACUGAAUCUGAGGUGAAAGGUUCAAAUGUGAAAGGAGGAACAGAGUUUGUUUCAGGUUUUUCCAUGAGAGUGGGAUCACAAGACAGCAAAAUGUCAUGGAAAGACACUUCACCUUCUGGUGAAAUAAAGCUGCCAAAACCUAGCAUAGAUGUAAAAGGGUUCAAAGUAGAAGGUAGUGUAAAGCCACCAAAGCAAGAAACUGGGCAUAUAGAUGUGUCAGUUCCACAAAUUAAGGGGGAUAUCAAGGUGACAGAACUUGAAAUUGGGGGAAAUAAGAUGCCAUCCAUCACUGGACCAAAAAUAUCUAUGCAAGAGGUGAAUUUGAACAUCAAGGGUCAAAAACUGAAAGGAGAUGUCCCAGUUCCAGAAAUGCAAGCAGAUAUAAAAUGUCCAGCUAUUUCCCGGACUGAUGUGGACAUAAAGGGCCCAAAAAUGAAAGGAGAUGUAGAUGUUUCUGUUGCAAAAGUAGAUAUUAAAGACCCAAAAGUGAAUACUCAUGGGACAGAAUCAAAAAUCAAAAUGCCAUCAUUUGGAUUUAAAGGUCCAAAGGUUGAAGGUCCUCAUGUAGAAAUAAGCCUUCCCAAAGCUGAAGUCGACGUAAAGGGACCAGCCAUAGAUAUCAAAGCUCCCGAUGCUAGCAUUGAUGCCAAGAUGCCCUGUCCUUCUGAUCCUAAGAGUUCCAUGCCUGAUGUGGACAUUAACAUAAAAGGUCUGCAAAUUAAAGGUAAUGCAGAUCUUUCACUACCAAAAGUUGCAGGGGACAUCAAAGCACCCAAAGUGGAUAUUAAAAGUCCAAAUGUUGACGUUGAAGGACCUGAAGAAGGCCCUAAGACGACAAAAAUCAAAAUGCCUUCUUUUGGGCUAAAAGGUCCAAAGGUUGAAGGCACAGAUAUAGAUGUUAAACUGUCCAAACCUGAACUUGACAUUAAAGGACAAACAAUAGAUGUAAAAGCUUCUAAUGCUGACAUUGAGGGACCUGAGGGAAACGUGAAGGGUCCAAAAUUAAAGAUGCCCUCCAUCUCUGGUCCAGAGAUCUCUAUGCCUAAGUUAGACAUAAAGGGUCCAAAAAUCAAAAGUGAUGCAGAAGUCUCAGCACCAAAGAUUGAGGGGGAUAUCAAAGCACCUAAAGUGGACAUUAAAGGUACAGACAUUGAUAUUGAGGGACAUGAAGGUGGAUUCAAGAUGCCAAAAAUCAAAAUGCCAUCAUUUGGGCUUAAAGGUCCAAAGGUUGAAGGCCCUGACGUCGAUGUAAGCCUUCCCAAAGCUGAAGUUGAUAUAAAGGGACCAGCCGUAGACAUAAAUGUCCCAGGCGUUGACAUUGAGGGACGUGAUGGAAAAGUAAAAGGUCCCAAAUUCAAGAUGCCUUCUCUUUCUGGUCCAAAGAUGUCCAUGCCUGAUGUUGACAUAAACCUAAAGGGUCCAAAAUUUAAAGGCGAUGCAGAAAUCUCAGUACCAAAGGUUGAGGGGGAUAUCAAAGCACCUAAAGUGGAUAUUAAAGGUCCAGAGGUUGAUACUGAGGGACCUGAAGGAGGAUUCAAAAUGCCAAAAAUCAAAAUGCCGUCUUUCGGUCUUAAAGGACCCAAAGUGGAGGGCCCUGAAGUUGAUGUAAGCCUUCCAAAAGGAGAUGCUGAAAUAAAAGGACCAGCCAUAGAUGUGAAGACACCUGAUGUUGACAUUGAGGGACCUGAAGGAAAAAUCAAAGGUCCUAAAUUUAAGAUGCCAACCAUCACUGGUCCAAAGAUUUCUAUGCCAGAUGUCGAUCUGAACCUGAAAGGCCCUAAAGUAAAAGGGGAUGUUGAUGUUUCAGUUCCUAAGAUGGAAGCAGAUGUGAAGGCCCCAAAAGUAGAUAUCAAAGGACCAGAUGUUGACAUUGAAGGCCCUGAAGGUGGUUUCAAGAUGCCAAAAAUCAAAAUGCCAUCAUUUGGGCUUAAAGGUCCAAAGGUUGAGGGCCCUGAUGUCGACGUAAGCCUUCCCAAAGCUGAAGUUGAUAUAAAGGGACCAGCCGUAGACAUAAAUGUCCCCGAUGUUGACAUUGAGGGACCUAAUGGAAAAGUUAAAGGUCCCAAAUUCAAGAUGCCAUCUCUUUCUGGUCCAAAGAUCUCCAUGCCUGAUGUAGACAUAAACCUAAAGGGUCCAAAAUUCAAAGGCGAUGCAGAAGUUUCAGUACCAAAGGUAGAGGGUGAUAUCAAAGCACCAAAUGUGGAUAUUAAAGAACCAGAUGUUGAUAUUGAGGGACCUGAAGGAGGAUUCAAAAUGCCAAAAAUCAAAAUGCCGUCGUUCGGUUUUAAAGGACCCAAAAUGGAGGGCCCUGAAGUUGAUGUAAGUCUUCCCAAAGGAGAUGCUGAAAUAAAAGGACCAGCCAUAGAUGUGAAGACACCAGAUGUUGAAAUUGAGGGACCUGAAGGAAAAAUUAAAGGCCCCAAAUUUAAGAUGCCUACCAUCUCUGGUCCAAAGAUCUCUAUGCCAGAUGUGGAUUUCAACCUGAAAGGCCCUAAAGUAAAAGGGGAUGUUGAUGUUUCAGUUCCUAAGAUGGAAGCGGAUGUGAAGGCCCCAAAAGUAGAUAUCAAAGGACCAGAUGUUGACCUUGAAGGCCCUGAAGGUGGUUUCAAGAUGCCAAAAAUCAAAAUGCCAUCAUUUGGGCUUAAAGGUCCAAAGGUUGAGGGCCCUGAUGUUGAUGUAAGCCUUCCCAAAGCUGAAGUUGAUAUAAAGGGACCAGCCGUAGACAUAAAUGUCCCAGAUGUUGACAUUGAGGGACCUGAUGGAAAAGUGAAAGGUCCCAAAUUUAAGAUGCCAACCAUCUCUGGUCCAAAGAUUUCUAUGCCAGAUGUGGAUUUCAACCUGAAAGGCCCUAAAGUAAAAGGGGAUGUUGAUGUUUCAGUUCCUAAGAUAGAAGCGGAUGUGAAGGCCCCAAAAGUAGAUAUCAAAGGACCAGAUGUUGACCUUGAAGGCCCUGAAGGUGGUUUCAAGAUGCCAAAAAUCAAAAUGCCAUCAUUUGGGCUUAAAGGUCCAAAGGUUGAGGGCCCUGAUGUUGAUGUAAGCCUUCCCAAAGCUGAAGUUGAUAUAAAGGGACCAGCUGUAGACAUAAACGUCCCAGAUGUUGACAUUGAGGGACCUGACGGAAAAGUUAAAGGUCCAAAAUUUAAGAUGCCAACUAUUUCGGGUCCAAAGAUCUCUAUGCCAGAUGUGGAUUUCAACCUGAAAGGUCCCAAAGUGAAAGGAGAUGUUGAUGUUUCAGUUCCUAAGAUGGAAGCGGAUGUGAAGGCCCCAAAAGUAGAUAUCAAAGGACCAGAUGUUGACAUUGAAGGCCUUGAAGGUGGUUUCAAGAUGCCAAAAAUCAAAAUGCCAUCAUUUGGGCUUAAAGGUCCAAAGGUUGAGGGCCCUGAUGUUGAUGUAAGCCUUCCCAAAGCUGAAGUUGAUAUAAAGGGACCAGCCGUAGACAUAAAUGUCCCAGAUGUUGACAUUGAGGGACCUGAUGGAAAAGUGAAAGGUCCCAAAUUUAAGAUGCCAACCAUCUCUGGUCCAAAGAUUUCUAUGCCAGAUUUGGAUUUCAACCUGAAAGGCCCUAAAUUAAAAGGGGAUGUUGAUGUUUCAGUUCCUAAGAUGGAAGCGGAUGUGAAGGCCCCGAAAGUAGAUAUCAAAGGACCAGAUGUUGACAUUGAAGGCCCUGAAGGUGGAUUCAAGAUGCCAAAAAUCAAAAUGCCAUCAUUUGGGCUUAAAGGUCCAAAGGUUGAGGGCCCUGAUGUUGAUGUAAGCCUCCCCAAAGCUGAAGUUGAUAUAAAGGGACCAGCCAUAGACAUAAAUGUCCCAGAUGUUGACAUUGAGGGACCUGAUGGAAAAGUUAAAGGUCCCAAAUUCAAGAUGCCAACCAUCUCGGGUCCAAAGAUUUCUAUGCCAGAUGUGGAUUUCAACCUGAAAGGCCCUAAAGUAAAAGGGGAUGUUGAUGUUUCAGUUCCUAAGAUGGAAGCGGAUGUGAAGGCCCCAAAAGUAGAUAUCAAAGGACCAGAUGUUGACAUUGAAGGCCCUGAAGGUGGUUUCAAGAUGCCAAAAAUCAAAAUGCCAUCAUUUGGGCUUAAAGGUCCAAAGGUUGAGGGCCCUGAUGUUGAUGUAAGCCUUCCCAAAGCUGAAGUUGAUAUAAAGGGACCAGCCGUAGACAUAAAUGUCCCAGAUGUUGACAUUGAGGGACCUGAUGGAAAAGUUAAAGGUCGCAAAUUCAAGAUGCCAUCUCUUUCAGGUCCAAAGAUCUCCAUGCCUGAUAUAGACAUAAAGGGUCCAAAAUUCAAAGGUGAUGCAGACAUUUCAGUACCAAAGGUUGAGGGGGAUAUCAAAGCACCAAAAGUGGAUAUUAAAUGUGCAGACAUUGAUAUUGAGGGACCUGAAGGAGGAUUCAAAAUGCCAAAAAUCAAAAUGCCGUCUUUCGGUCUUAAAGGACCCAAAGUGGAGGGCCCUGAAGUUGAUGUAAGCCUUCCAAAAGGAGAUGCUGAAAUAAAAGGACCAGCCAUAGAUGUGAAGACACCUGAUGUUGAAAUUGAGGGACCUGAAGGAAAAAUUAAAGGUCCCAAAUUUAAGAUGCCAACCAUCUCUGGUCCAAAGAUUUCUAUGCCAGAUGUGGAUUUCAACCUGAAAGGCCCUAAAGUAAAAGGGGAUGUUGAUGUUUCAGUUCCUAAGAUGGAAGUGGAUGUGAAGGCCCCAAAAGUAGAUAUCAAAGGACCAGAUGUUGACAUUGAAGGCCCUGAAGGUGGAUUCAAGAUGCCAAAAAUCAAAAUGCCAUCAUUUGGGCUUAAAGGUCCAAAGGUUGAAGGCCCUGAUGUUGAUGUAAGCCUUCCCAAAGCUGACGUUGAUAUAAAGGGACCAGCCGUAGAUAUAAGUGUCCCAGAUGUUGACAUUGAGGGACCUGACGGAAAAGUUAAAGGUCCCAAAUUUAAGAUGCCAACCAUCUCUGGUCCAAAGAUUUCUAUGCCAGAUGUGGAUUUCAACCUGAAAGGCCCUAAAGUAAAAGGGGAUGUUGAUGUUUCAGUUCCUAAGAUGGAAGCGGAUGUGAAGGCCCCGAAAGUAGAUAUCAAAGGACCAGAUGUUGACAUUGAAGGCCCUGAAGGUGGUUUCAAGAUGCCAAAAAUCAAAAUGCCAUCAUUUGGGCUUAAAGGUCCAAAGGUUGAGGGCCCUGAUGUUGAUGUAAGCCUUCCCAAAGCUGAAGUUGAUAUAAAGGGACCAGCCGUAGACAUAAAUGUCCCAGAUGUUGACAUUGAGGGACCUGAUGGAAAAGUGAAAGGUCCCAAAUUUAAGAUGCCAACCAUCUCUGGUCCAAAGAUUUCUAUGCCAGAUGUGGAUUUCAAUCUGAAAGGCCCUAAAGUAAAAGGGGAUGUUGAUGUUUCAGUUCCUAAGAUGGAAGCAGAUGUGAAGGCCCCAAAAGUAGAUAUCAAAGGACCAGAUGUUGACAUUGAAGGCCCUGAAGGUGGUUUCAAGAUGCCAAAAAUCAAAAUGCCAUCAUUUGGGCUUAAAGGUCCAAAGGUUGAGGGCCCUGAUGUUGAUGUAAGCCUUCCCAAAGCUGAAGUUGACAUAAAGGGACCAGCCGUAGACGUAAAUGUCCCAGAUGUUGACAUUGAGGGACCUGACGGAAAAAUUAAAGGUCCCAAAUUUAAGAUGCCAACCAUCUCGGGUCCAAAGAUUUCUAUGCCAGAUGUGGAUUUCAACCUGAAAGGCCCUAAAGUGAAAGGGGAUGUUGAUGUUUCAGUUCCUAAGAUGGAAGCGGAUGUGAAGGCCCCAAAAGUAGAUAUCAAAGGACCAGAUGUUGACAUUGAAGGCCCUGAAGGUGGUUUCAAGAUGCCAAAAAUCAAAUUGCCAUCAUUUGGGCUUAAAGGUCCAAAGGUUGAAGGCCCUGAUGUUGAUGUAAGCCUUCCCAAAGCUGAAGUUGAUAUAAAGGGACCAGCCGUAGACAUAAAUGUCCCAGAUGUUGACAUUGAGGGACCUGAUGGAAAAGUGAAAGGACCCAAAUUUAAGAUGCCAACCAUCUCGGGUCCAAAGAUUUCUAUGCCAGAUGUGGAUUUCAACCUGAAAGGCCCUAAAGUGAAAGGAGAUGUUGAUGUUUCUGUUCCUAAGAUGGAAGCGGAUAUAAAGGCCCCAAAAGUAGAUAUCAAAGGACCAGAUGUUGACAUUGAAGGCCCUGAAGGUGGUUUCAAGAUGCCAAAAAUCAAACUGCCAUCAUUUGGGCUUAAAGGUCCAAAGGUUGAAGGCCCUGAUGUUGAUGUAAGCCUUCCCAAAGCUGAAGUUGAUAUAAAGGGACCAGCCGUAGACAUAAAUGUCCCAGAUGUUGACAUUGAGGGACCUGAUGGAAAAGUGAAAGGUCCCAAAUUUAAGAUGCCAACCAUCUCUGGUCCAAAGAUUUCUAUGCCAGAUGUGGAUUUCAACCUGAAAGGCCCUAAAGUAAAAGGAGAUGUUGAUGUUUCAGUUCCUAAGAUGGAAGCGGAUGUGAAGGCCCCAAAAGUAGAUAUCAAAGGACCAGAUGUUGACAUUGAAGGCCCUGAAGGUGGUUUCAAGAUGCCAAAAAUCAAAAUACCAUCAUUUGGGCUUAAAGGUCCAAAGGUUGAGGGUCCUGAUGUUGAUGUAAGCCUUCCCAAAGCUGAAGUUGACAUAAAGGGACCAGCUGUAGACAUAAAUGUCCCAGAUGUCGACAUUGAGGGACCUGAUGGAAAAGUGAAAGGUCCCAAAUUUAAGAUGCCAACCAUCUCUGGUCCAAAGAUUUCUAUGCCAGAUGUGGAUUUCAACCUAAAAGGCCCUAAAGUGAAAGGGGAUGUUGAUGUUUCAGUUCCUAAGAUGGAAGCGGAUGUGAAGGCCCCAAAAGUAGAUAUCAAAGGACCAGAUGUUGACAUUGAAGGCCCUGAAGGUGGUUUCAAGAUGCCAAAAAUCAAAAUGCCAUCAUUUGGGCUUAAAGGUCCAAAGGUUGAGGGCCCUGAUGUUGAUGUAAGCCUUCCCAAAGCUGAAGUUGAUAUAAAGGGACCAGGUCUAGACAUAAAUGUCCCAGAUGUUGACAUUGAGGGACCUGACGGAAAAAUUAAAGGUCCCAAAUUUAAGAUGCCAACCAUCUCGGGUCCAAAGAUUUCUAUGCCAGAUGUGGAUUUCAACCUGAAAGGCCCUAAAGUAAAAGGAGAUGUUGAUGUUUCUGUUCCUAAGAUGGAAGCGGAUAUAAAGGCCCCAAAAGUAGAUAUCAAAGGACCAGAUGUUGACAUUGAAGGCCCUGAAGGUGGUUUCAAGAUGCCAAAAAUCAAAAUGCCAUCAUUUGGGCUUAAAGGUCCAAAGGUUGAAGGCCCUGAUGUUGAUGUAAGCCUUCCCAAAGCUGAAGUUGAUAUAAAGGGACCAGCCGUAGACAUAAAUGUCCCAGAUGUUGACAUUGAGGGACCUGAUGGAAAAGUGAAAGGUCCCAAAUUUAAGAUGCCAACCAUCUCGGGUCCAAAGAUUUCUAUGCCAGAUUUGGAUUUCAACCUGAAAGGCCCUAAAUUAAAAGGGGAUGUUGAUGUUUCAGUUCCUAAGAUGGAAACGGAUGUGAAGGCCCCAAAAGUAGAUAUCAAAGGACCAGAUGUUGACCUUGAAGGCCCUGAAGGUGGUUUCAAGAUGCCAAAAAUCAAAAUGCCAUCAUUUGGGCUUAAAGGUCCAAAGGUUGAGGGCCCUGAUGUUGAUGUAAGCCUUCCCAAAGCUGAAGUUGAUAUAAAGGGGCCAGCUGUAGACAUAAAUGUCCCCGAUGUUGACAUUGAGGGACCUGAUGGAAAAGUGAAAGGUCCCAAAUUUAAGAUGCCAACCAUCUCGGGUCCAAAGAUUUCUAUGCCAGAUGUGGAUUUCAACCUGAAAGGCCCUAAAGUAAAAGGGGAUGUUGAUGUUUCAGUUCCUAAGAUGGAAGGGGAUGUGAAGGCACCAAAAAUAGAUAUCAAAGGACUAGAUGUUGACAUUGAAGGCCCUGAAGGUGGAUUCAAGAUGCCAAAAAUCAAAAUGCCAUCAUUUGGGCUUAAAGGUCCAAAGGUUGAGGGCCCUGACGUUGAUGUAAGUCUUCCCAAAGCUGAAGUUGAUAUAAAGGGACCAGGUCUAGACAUAAAUGUCCCAGAUGUUGACAUUGAGGGACCUGACGGAAAAGUGAAAGGUCCAAAAUUUAAGAUGCCAACUCUCUCUGGUCCAAAAAUCUCCAUGCCUGAUGUAGACAUAAACUUAAAGGGUGAUGCAGAUGUUUCAGUUCCAAAGAUUGAAGGAGACAUUAAAUCACCAAAGGUUGAUAUUGAAUGUCCUGGUAUUGAUAUUAAGUCCCCAGAUUUUGACAUUGAUGGAUCUAGUGGAAAAAUCAAGGGUCCAAAAUUCAAGAUACCAUCUGUAUCAGGCCCAAAGAUUUCUAUGCCUGAUGUGGACUUCAAGCUUAAAGGACCCAAAAUGAAAAGUGACGUGGACAUGUCUGUUCCAACAGUUGAGGGAGACAUUGCUGUCCCCAAAGUAGAAAUUGAAGGCCCCAAAGUUGACCUGGAUGUUCCUGAAGCUAGUUUGAAGAAAUCAAAGUUCAAAAUGCCAAAAUUUGGAUUGAAAGGGUCAAAGAUUGAAGGGCCAGAUGUUGAGGUCAAACCUGCAAAGGGUGAUAUUAAUGUGGAUGCUAAAAGUCCAGAAGGUGGAUUCAAGUUGCCAAAAUUCAAAAUGCCAAAGUUUGGAUUUAAAUCGCCUAAGGCAGAUAUGCCCAGUGUUGAAAUAAAUGUGCCCAAAGCAGAUAUUGACCUUAAAGCACCUGAUGUUAACAUCAAGAGUCCAUCUCUAGACCUAGAAGUACCAGAAGGAAAGAUUAAAGGUCCCAAAAUUAAAAUGCCAUCAAUCUCUGGUCCCAAAAUCUCUUUGCCUGAUGUAGACGUCAAUCUUAAAGGACCAAAAAUUGAGGGAGAGGUGGACGUCUCUGCACCGAAGAUCGAAGGUGACAUGAAACCACCCAAAAUAGACAUUGAAGGUCCAGAAAUUGAUGUGGAGGGACCAGAAGGUGGUUUCAGGAUGCCUAAAAUCAAAAUGCCAUCAUUUGGACUGAAAGGACCAAAACUGGAGGGCCCUGAUGUUGAUGUAAAUUUGCCAAAGGGUGAUAUCGACAUUAAAGGUCCCAAGAUUGAUGUUAAAAGCCCAGAGGUUGACAUUGAAGGACCAGAAGGGAAAAUCAAGGGUCCCAAAUUCAAAAUGCCCACAUUAUCUGGUCCAAAAAUUUCCAUGCCUGAUGUUGACUUUAAUGUUAAAGGCCCUAAAAUAAAGGGAGAUGUUGAUGUCUCAGUACCAAAGAUUGAGGGUGACAUGAAAGCACCCAAAGUAGACAUUGAAGGUCCAGAGCUUGAUGUGGAAGGACCAGAAGGUGGUUUCAAGAUGCCCAAAAUCAAAAUGCCAUCAUUUGGAAUGAAAGGGCCAAAAGUGGAGGGCCCUGAUGUUGAUGUAAAUUUGCCAAAGGGCGAUAUCAACAUUAAAGGUCCCAAGAUAGAUGUUAAAAGCCCAGAGGUUGACAUUGAAGGACCAGAAGGGAAAAUCAAGGGUCCAAAAUUCAAAAUGCCCACCAUAUCUGGACCAAAACUUUCCAUGCCUGAUGUAGACCUCAGUGUUAAAGGCCCUAAACUAAAGGGAGAUGUGGAUAUCUCAGCUCCUAAGAUUGAGGGCGACAUUAAAGCACCCAAAGUAGACAUUGAAGGUCCAGAGUUUGAUGUGGAGGGACCAGAAGGUGGUUUCAAGAUGCCUAAAAUCAAAAUGCCAUCAUUUGGAUUGAAAGGGCCCAAAUUGGAGGGACCUGAUGUUGACGUGAAUUUGCCCAAGGGUGAUAUCGACAUUAAAGGUCCCAAGAUUGACGUUAAAAGCCCAGAGGUUGACAUUGAAGGACCAGAAGGAAAAAUCAAGGGUCCCAAAUUCAAAAUGCCCACAUUAUCUGGACCAAACAUCUCGAUGCCUGAUGUAGACUUCAAUGUUAAAGGUCCUAAACUAAAGGGAAACAUGGAUAUCUCAGUUCCAAAGAUUGAAGGCGACAUUAAAGCACCCAAAGUAGACAUUGAAGGUCCAGAGCUUGAUGUGGAGGGACCAGAAGGUGGUUUCAAGAUGCCUAAAAUCAAAAUGCCAUCAUUUGGAAUGAAAGGGCCAAAAUUGGAGGGACCUGAUGUUGACGUGAAUUUGCCAAAGGGUGAUAUCGACAUUAAAGGUCCCAAGAUUGACGUUAAAAGCCCAGAGAUUGACAUUGAAGGACCAGAAGGGAAAAUCAAGGGUCCCAAAUUCAAAAUGCCUACAUUAUCUGGUCCCAAGAUUUCCAUGCCUGAUGUAGACCUCAAGGUUAAAGGCCCUAAACUAAAGGGAGAUGUGGAUAUCUCAGUUCCAAAGAUCGAAGGUGACAUGAAAGCACCAAAAGUAGACAUUGAAGGUCCAGAAUUUGAUGUGGAGGGACCAGAAGGCGGUUUCAAGAUGCCCAAAAUCAAAAUGCCAUCAUUUGGAUUUAAAGGGCCAAAACUGGAGGGCCCUGAUGUUGAUGUAAAUUUGCCAAAAGGUGAUAUCGACAUUAAAGGUCCCAAGAUUGACGUUAAAAGCCCAGAGGUUGACAUUGAAGGACCAGAAGGAAAAAUCAAGGGUCCCAAAUUCAAAAUGCCCACUAUAUCUGGUCCAAAAAUUUCUAUGCCUGAUGUGGAUCUCAAUGUUAAAGGCCCUAAACUAAAGGGAGAUGUGGAUAUCUCAGUUCCUAAGAUCGAAGGUGACAUAAAAGCACCCAAAGUAGACAUUGAAGGUCCAGAGCUUGAUGUGGAGGGACCAGAAGGCGGUUUCAAGAUGCCCAAAUUCAAAAUGCCAUCAUUUGGAUUUAAAGGGCCAAAAGUGGAGGGCCCUGAUGUUGAUGUAAAUUUGCCCAAGGGUGAUAUCGACAUUAAAGGUCCCAAGAUCAAUGUUACAAGCCCAGAGGUUGACAUUGAAGGACCAGAAGGAAAAAUCAAGGGUCCAAAAUUCAAAAUGCCCACAAUCUCUGGUCCAAAGAUUUCCAUGCCUGAUGUAGACUUCAAUGUUAAAGGCCCUAAACUAAAGGGAGAUGUGGAUAUCUCAGUUCCAAAGAUCGAAGGCGACAUUAAAGCACCCAAAGUAGACAUUGAAGGUCCAGAGUUUGAUGUGGAGGGACCAGAAGGUGGUUUCAAGAUGCCCAAAAUCAAAAUGCCAUCAUUUGGAAUGAAAGGGCCAAAAGUGGAGGGCCCUGAUGUUGAUGUAAAUCUACCAAAGGGUGAUAUUGACAUUAAAGGUCCCAAGAUUGACGUUAAAAGCCCAGAGGUUGACAUUGAAGGACCAGAAGGAAAAAUCAAGGGUCCAAAAUUCAAAAUGCCCACCAUAUCUGGUCCAAAAAUUUCUAUGCCUGAUGUGGACCUCAAUGUUAAAGGUCCUAAACUAAAGGGAGAUGUGGAUAUCUCAGUUCCUAGAAUCGAAGGUGACAUAAAAGCACCCAAAGUAGACACUGAAGGUCCAGAGCUUGAUGUGGAGGGACCAGAAGGCGGUUUCAAGAUGCCCAAAUUCAAAAUGCCAUCAUUUGGAUUUAAAGGGCCAAAAGUGGAGGGCCCUGAUGUUGAUGUGAAUUUGCCAAAGGGUGAUAUCGACAUUAAAGGUCCCAAGAUCGACGUUAAAAGCCCAGAGGUUGACAUUGAAGGACCAGAAGGGAAAAUCAAAGGUCCAAAAUUCAAAAUGCCUACAAUCUCUGGUCCAAAGAUUUCCAUGCCUGAUGUCGACUUCAAUGUUAAAGGCCCUAAACUAAAGGGAGAUGUGGAUAUCUCAGUUCCAAAGAUCGAAGGCGACAUGAAAGCACCAAAAGUAGACAUUGAAGGUCCAGAAUUUGAUGUGGAGGGACCAGAAGGUGGUUUCAAGAUGCCCAAAAUCAAAAUGCCAUCAUUUGGAUUGAAAGGGCCAAAAGUAGAGGGCCCUGAUGUUGAUGUAAAAUUGCCAAAGGGUGAUAUCGACAUUAAAGGUCCCAAGAUUGACGUUAAAAGCCCAGAGGUUGACAUUGAAGGACCAGAAGGAAAAAUCAAGGGUCCCAAAUUCAAAAUGCCCACUAUAUCUGGUCCAAAACUUUCCAUGCCUGAUGUAGACUUCAAUGUUAAAGGCCCUAAACUAAAGGGAGAUGUGGAUAUCUCAGUUCCAAAGAUCGAAGGUGACAUUAAAGCACCCAAAGUAGACAUUGAAGGUCCAGAGUUUGAUGUGGAGGGACCAGAAGGUGGUUUCAAGAUGCCCAAAAUCAAAAUGCCAUCAUUUGGAUUCAAAGGGCCAAAAGUGGAGGGCCCUGAUGUUGACGUAAAAUUGCCAAAGGGUGAUAUCGACAUAAAAGGUCCCAAGAUUGACGUUAAAAGCCCAGAGGUUGACAUUGAAGGACCAGAAGGAAAAAUCAAGGGUCCCAAAUUCAAAAUGCCCACUAUAUCUGGUCCAAAACUUUCCAUGCCUGAUGUAGACUUCAAUGUUAAAGGCCCUAAACUAAAGGGAGAUGUUGAUAUCUCAGUUCCAAAGAUUGAAGGUGACAUUAAAGCACCCAAAGUAGACAUUGAAGGUCCAGAAUUUGAUGUGGAGGGACCAGAAGGUGGUUUCAAGAUGCCCAAAAUCAAAAUGCCAUCAUUUGGAUUGAAAGGGCCAAAAGUAGAGGGCCCUGAUGUUGAUGUAAAAUUGCCAAAGGGUGAUAUCGACAUUAAAGGUCCCAAGAUUGACGUUAAAAGCCCAGAGGUUGACAUUGAAGGACCAGAAGGAAAAAUCAAGGGUCCAAAAUUCAAAAUGCCCACUAUAUCUGGUCCAAAACUUUCCAUGCCUGAUGUAGACUUCAAUGUUAAAGGCCCUAAACUAAAGGGAGAUGUGGAUAUCUCAGUUCCAAAGAUCGAAGGUGACAUUAAAGCACCCAAAGUAGACAUUGAAGGUCCAGAAUUUGAUGUGGAGGGACCAGAAGGUGGUUUCAAGAUGCCCAAAAUCAAAAUGCCAUCAUUUGGAUUCAAAGGGCCAAAAGUGGAGGGCCCUGAUGUUGACGUAAAAUUGCCAAAGGGUGAUAUCGACAUAAAAGGUCCCAAGAUUGACGUUAAAAGCCCAGAGGUUGACAUUGAAGGACCAGAAGGAAAAAUUAAGGGUCCCAAAUUCAAAAUGCCCACUAUAUCUGGUCCAAAACUUUCCAUGCCUGAUGUAGACUUCAAUGUUAAAGGCCCUAAACUAAAGGGAGAUGUGGAUAUCUCAGUUCCAAAGAUCGAAGGUGACAUCAAAGCACCCAAAGUAGACAUUGAAGGUCCAGAAUUUGAUGUGGAGGGACCAGAAGGUGGUUUCAAGAUGCCCAAAAUCAAAAUGCCAUCAUUUGGAUUUAAAGGGCCAAAAGUGGAGGGCCCUGAUGUUGAUGUAAAUUUGCCAAAGGGUGAUAUCGACAUUAAAGGUCCCAAGAUUGACGUUAAAAGCCCAGAGGUUGACAUUGAAGGACCAGAAGGAAAAAUCAAGGGUCCAAAAUUCAAAAUGCCCACAAUCUCUGGUCCAAAGAUUUCCAUGCCUGAUGUAGACCUCAAUGUUAAAGGCCCUAAACUAAAGGGAGAUGUUGAUAUCUCAGUUCCAAAGAUCGAAGGCGACAUGAAAGCACCCAAAGUAGACAUUGAAGGUCCAGAAUUUGAUGUGGAGGGACCAGAAGGCGGUUUCAAGAUGCCCAAAAUCAAAAUGCCAUCAUUUGGAUUUAAAGGGCCAAAAGUGGAGGGACCUGAUGUUGAUGUAAAACUGCCAAAGGGUGAUAUCGACAUUAAAGGUCCCAAGAUUGACGUUAAAAGCCCAGAGGUUGACAUUGAAGGACCAGAAGGGAAAAUCAAGGGUCCCAAAUUCAAAAUGCCCACUAUAUCUGGUCCAAAACUUUCCAUGCCUGAUGUAGACUUCAACGUUAAAGGCCCUAAACUUAAGGGAGAUGUGGAUAUCUCAGUUCCAAAGAUCGAAGGUGACAUUAAAGCACCCAAAGUAGACAUUGAAGGUCCAGAAUUUGAUGUGGAGGGACCAGAAGGUGGUUUCAAGAUGCCCAAAAUCAAAAUGCCAUCAUUUGGAAUGAAAGGGCCAAAAGUGGAGGGCCCUGAUGUUGAUGUAAAUUUGCCAAAGGGUGAUAUCGACAUGAAAGGUCCCAAGAUUGACGUUAAAAGCCCACAUGUUGACAUUGAAGGACCAGAAGGGAAAAUCAAGGGUCCAAAAUUCAAAAUGCCCACCAUAUCUGGACCAAAACUUUCCAUGCCUGAUGUAGACUUCAAUGUUAAAGGCCCUAAACUAAAGGGAGAUGCGGAUAUCUCAGUUCCAAAGAUUGAAGGCGACAUUAAAGCACCCAAAGUAGACAUUGAAGGUCCAGAGCUUGAUGUGGAGGGACCAGAAGGCGGUUUCAAGAUGCCCAAAAUCAAAAUGCCAUCAUUUGGAUUUAAAGGGCCAAAAGUGGAGGGACCUGAUGUUGAUGUAAAACUGCCAAAGGGUGAUAUCGACAUUAAAGGUCCCAAGAUUGACGUUAAAAGCCCAGAGGUUGACAUUGAAGGACCAGAAGGGAAAAUCAAGGGUCCCAAAUUCAAAAUGCCCACAUUAUCUGGUCCAAAACUUUCCAUGCCUGAUGUAGACUUCAAUGUUAAAGGCCCUAAACUUAAGGGAGAUGUGGAUAUCUCAGUUCCAAAGAUCGAAGGUGACAUUAAAGCACCCAAAGUAGACAUUGAAGGUCCAGAAUUUGAUGUGGAGGGACCAGAAGGUGGUUUCAAGAUGCCCAAAAUCAAAAUGCCAUCAUUUGGAAUGAAAGGGCCAAAACUGGAGGGCCCUGAUGUUGAUGUAAAUUUGCCAAAGGGUGAUAUCGACAUUAAAGGUCCCAAGAUUGACGUUAAAAGCCCAGAGAUUGACAUUGAAGGACCAGAAGGAAAAAUCAAGGGUCCCAAAUUCAAAAUGCCUACCAUAUCUGGUCCAAAACUUUCCAUGCCUGAUGUAGACUUCAAUGUUAAAGGCCCUAAACUAAAGGGAGAUGUGGAUGUCUCAAUUCCAAAGAUUGAAGGCGACAUUAAAGCACCCAAAGUAGACAUUGAAGGUCCAGAGCUUGAUGUGGAGGGACCAGAAGGUGGUUUCAAGAUGCCCAGAUUCAAAAUGCCAUCAUUUGGAUUUAAAGGGCCAAAGGUGGAGGGCCCUGAUAUUGAUGUAGAUUUGCCAAAGGGUGAUAUCGACAUGAAAGGUCCCAAGAUUGACAUUAAAAGCCCAGAGGUUGACAUUGAAGGACCAGAAGGAAAAAUCAAAGGUCCCAAAUUCAAAAUGCCCACCAUAUCUGGACCAAAAAUGUCCAUGCCUGAUGUAGACUUCAAUGUUAAAGGCCCUAAAAUCAAGGGAGACAUGGAUAUCUCAGUUCCAAAGAUUGAAGGUGACAUCAAAGCACCCAAAGUAGACAUUGAAGGUCCACAGAUUGAUGUGGAGGGACCAGAGGGCGGUUUCAAGAUGCCUAAAUUCAAAAUGCCAUCAUUUGGAUUUAAAGGGCCAAAAGUGGAGGGCCCUGAUGUUGAUGUAAAUUUGCCAAAGGGCGAUAUCGACAUUAAAGGUCCCAAGAUUGACGUUAAAAGCCCAGAGGUUGACAUUCAAGGACCAGAAGGGAAAAUCAAGGGUCCAAAAUUCAAAAUGCCUACAUUAUCUGGUCCAAAGAUUUCCAUGCCUGAUGUAGACCUCAAUGUUAAAGGCCCUAAACUAAAGGGAGACAUGGAUAUCUCAGUUCCAAAGAUCGAAGGCGACAUGAAAGCACCAAAAAUAGAUAUUGAAGGUCCAGAGAUUGAUGUGGAGGGACCAGAAGGCGGUUUCAAGAUGCCCAAAAUCAAAAUGCCAUCAUUUGGAAUGAAAGGGCCAAAAGUGGAGGGCCCUGAUGUUGAUGUAAAUUUGCCCAAGGGUGAUAUCGACAUUAAAGGUCCCAAGAUUGACGUCAAAAGUCCAGAGAUUGACAUUGAAGGGCCAGAGGGAAAAAUCAAAGGUCCCAAAUUCAAAAUGCCCACCAUAUCUGGUCCAAAAAUUUCUAUGCCCGAUGUAGACCUCAAUGUUAAAGGCCCUAAAAUAAAAGGAGACAUGGAUAUCUCAGUUCCAAAAAUUCAAGGUGACAUUAAAGCACCCAAAGUUGAUAUUGAAGGUCCAGAGAUUGAUGUGGAAGGACCAGAAGGCGGUUUCAAGAUGCCCAAAAUCAAAAUGCCAUCAUUUGGAUUGAAAGGGCCAAAAGUGGAGGGCCCUGAUGUUGAUGUAAAUUUGCCAAAGGGUGAUAUCAACAUAAAAGGUCCCAAGAUUGACGUUAAAAGCCCAGAGGUUGACAUUGAAGGACCAGAAGGAAAAAUCAAGGGUCCCAAAUUCAAAAUGCCCACAAUCUCUGGUCCAAAAAUUUCUAUGCCUGAUGUAGACCUCAAUGUUAAAGGCCCUAAAAUCAAGGGAGACAUGGAUAUCUCAGUUCCAAAGAUUGAAGGUGAUAUGAAAGCACCAAAAGUAGACAUUGAAGGUCCAGAGUUUGAUGUGGAAGGACCAGAAGGUGGUUUCAAGAUGCCCAAAAUCAAAAUGCCAUCAUUUGGAAUGAAAGGGCCAAAAGUGGAGGGCCCUGAUAUUGAUGUAAAUCUACCAAAGGGUGAUUUUGACAUUAAAGGUCCGAAGAUUGACGUUAAAAGCCCAGACAUUGAAAUUGAAGGACCAGAAGGAAAAAUCAAGGGUCCCAAGUUCAAAAUGCCCACCAUAUCUGGUCCAAAGAUUGCCAUGCCUGAUGUGGACCUCAAUGUUAAAGGCCCUAAACUAAAAGGAGAUAUGGAUGUCUCAGUUCCAAAAAUUAAAGGUGAAUUCAAACCACCGAAGGUAGAUAUUGGAGGUGUAGAUGUUGAUGUCGAGGGAAGGGUUCCAGAGAUUAAAGGUGACAUCAAAGCACCAAAAGUUGAUAUUGGGGGACCUGAUGUUAACAUUGAGGGACCAGAAGGAGGUUUCAAAAUCCCCAAAAUAAAAAUGCCGUCAUUUGGAGUUAAGGGUACAACAGUGGAGGGUACUGACAUUGAUGUAAAUUUGCCAAAGGCCAAUAUUGACAUGAGAGGCCCCAAGAUUGACAUAAAAAGUACAGAUACUAAGAUUGGUGGACUUGAAGGCAAAAUCAAAGGUCCUGAAGUAUCUGUUCCUGAUGUGAAUCUCCACCUUAAGGGACCAAAACUGAAGGGAGAUGUGGAUAUGUCUGCUCCAAAGACUGAAGUUGGUAUAAAGACUCCAAAGGCAGACAUUGAGGGCCCAGAUCUUAGUAUUGAAGGGCCAGAAGGAGGUUUUAAGAUACCCAAAAUCAAAGUGCCAUCCUUUGGAAUAAGGGGCCCUAAAGUGGAGGGCUCUGACAUGGACAUAAAUCUUGCCAAAGCUCAAGCUGACAUAAAAGGACCAGGUAUUGAUAUCAAAGCUCCUAAGAUUACUGGCAAGGGCCCUGAUAUUGAUAGCAGUCUAGAAGGCCAAGAUGUGGAAAUUAAUCUCAAAGGAAAGAAGGAUAAAUUCAAAAUGCCAAAGAUGAAAGGGAAGAUGAAAACGGACAUUGACAUAAAUACCAAAACUGCUGAGUUAAAUGUAGACUCACCUGACAUGCACCUCAAGGGGCCCAAGGUAAAGAAGCCACUCUUUGGAAAACUCCAUUUUCCUGGUGUGGAAUUUGACAUUAAAUCCCCAAAAGGUAAAGGUGGUGGCUCAGUGUCUGGAACUUCAAAAUCAGUGUCUGGUACAUUAAAGGGAAGUGUUGAAGGUGGAGUUAAAGAUCACACAAUUGAUGCUGAAGGUGUUAAAAUAGAAGCAGGAACUCAGGAUGUGGAGUUGAAGAUGCCAGCUGUAAAGGUCAGAUUACCCCAUGGAGUUAGUACAGAACAGAAACAAGGAGAAAUAGGAGUAAGUACAGAUGCAGGAGUGUCUGGUAAAAUGGAAUGUCCUGAGGGUAAUGUAAGCUUUCCUAAGAUCAAAGUGCCAAAGUUUGGAAUUGCUUUGCCUCAGGCAGAGGGAAGGGAGAUAGGUGUUGAUGUAGGUUCGGGAGAAUUAACUGCUAGAACUGAUGUUAGUUCACAGAGCCUGGAGAUGCAUAGUCCAGAUGUGAAAAGCAGUGGUGGAAAAGUCAAAGUUAAAAAGCCAAGAUUCUUUGGCAAGUCUAAAACCAAGGGUGGAAGUGCAGCUGAUCUUACUUUUCAGGGACCUGAAAUUGCAUUCACAAGUGAGGGCGGUGCCAAGGUGUCUAAAGAGUUAAGUCUGAGUUCAGGGGAGCUGAUAGGUGGCAAGAUGGUAGAGGGGGGUUCUGGUUUGAAAAUUUCACCAAAGAGUAAAUCUGCUUCACUUGAUCUUUACAAAAAAUCAAGGCAUCGCUCUUCUUCUCUGAGUGAUGAAGGAGAACUAGCUUCCCCCACUUCUGUGGAAGGGCAUUUACAGACAGAGGGUGGUAAUAUUUCUGUGGAUGUUGGAGAUGCUAAGGUGAAAGGCAAAAAAGGAAAGUUGAAGUUUGGCACAUUCGGCGGGUUUGGCUCAAAAUCCAAAGGUUCCUAUGAAGUAACACUUGGAGAUGAUAGUGAAGCCAAGAUAGAAGGAGCUAGUGGAGGUGAUCUUCCUUUAAAGAAAUCCAGAGUUUCAUCAUCAUCUAGCAGUGAUAGUGGUUCAAAGAGUGGUUUUCGUUUCCCACGAGUUGAAAUAGCUGUUUCACCAAAGAAAUAAUGCAUUGCGAUACUAUUAAAAGGCACUUAUGUUCUAGCCAUUAUCUGUACUAUCUGUUGGCAUAUUCUUCCAUGUUUUAAGCUAGAAAGCUACUUUUUAAGCCUUACAUAAAUACAGUGCACUGUCAUAAACAGACGCUUUAGGUUUGUUUCAUUUCUUUACCACCCCCUCCCCAAUUAUUUUCUUUUAAUUUUCAUGGGGUACAGGUCAUGUCUUUUGAACUCACAAUUUAACUGUAAAUAAGAGAAAUCUGUAUUGUAAUUUUAAACGUCAUUUGUAAAUAGAAAAAAUGAGCCUACUAUCACAUUUUAAAUUCAAUACCACAACAGAUCACUAGUUGAAAUUACAUAUCUGCAUCUGGAUUUAAACAUUUUGUGAUAUUAUAUUUUUGUAUUUUUUAACCUUUAAGGGGAAAUGGUUUUGCAAUCAUCUGUCAUAAAUAGUGCCUUACUUGCUACUUACAAGAAUGCCUGUUCACAUAUAAAGUUUCAUGAAAAUAAAUAAAUCAAAUAAACUAAAUGUUAUAUUUGAGAUUUUAUCAUUUUGAAGCUUAAGAUAAGUAAUCAGUGCUGUAUAGUACUUAUAACAUGAGUUAGUAAAUUUAAAAGUGACAGUGCAUUCAACUGCCACUUUAUAUAUUAGGAUUGUAAAAAAAUGUAAAUAAACAGCUUAUGUAAUAAAACACAUGGAGGAGGGGCAUGACUUUUUGUUACAAGUAAAACAAACACAAAAACUGUAUCUCAUCAUUAUGUAGUUUGUCCCAAGAUCAGCUCCCUAGGUAUUUAUAUCCAAUUAGACUAUUUUACUGAAAAAAAAAAAAA